Messenger RNA from Saccostrea cuccullata (small rock oyster), 464 nucleotides. RefSeq lists its product as uncharacterized. Bases 48 to 464 code for a protein of 138 amino acids. NCBI's taxonomy places the organism in Eukaryota, Metazoa, Mollusca, Bivalvia, Ostreida, Ostreidae. The record is from RefSeq and is a predicted model, not a curated record. Gene Ontology annotation, molecular function: nucleic acid binding. The transcript is spliced from 3 exons.
GACUCUCUCCAGGAUACUUCACGCAGAAGAAUGCCAGUAAGAACGAUAUGGAAAGACAGAAGAGACGGGAAAGAGCAGCAUUACCACAGAAGAAACGUCGUAGACUGGAACUGAAACAAGAGAAAUUGACACAGAAAGGGGCAAAGGAAGCAGCUGAGGGGGACACAUAUCAGUCAGAAGUGGGUAUGACUCCAAAUGUUGACACAGAGAGUAUCCCUGAAGCUGUUCCAAAGCCAGGAUAUACCAAAGUGGAUAAUUUAGUUCACCUCCAAUUGAGCUAUGUUGUUAUAGACCUUGAAACUUCUGGGCUUAUCCAGAGAGGAAUUAUCCCACACAUUACCCAGAUUGCUGCCCAGGACAUGGCUAGUGGGGAGAAGUUUUCGUGGUAUGUAAAGCCUCUCAUCCCGAUUACUGCCAAAGCGAGGAAAAAGUCACAGGGAUUUCUUGGACUGGGACGGAAAUGA